AUGAAGUCCCUGAAGUUCCUUGCUGCAGAGGGUUUCGUCCGGACUGGUCCAGUCGCUCUGGAGAACCUCAACUGUCUGUCUUUUAAUCUCUACCCGCUGCUCUUCAAGGCCUGCUACCUCCACGAGCAGGCUGACGUGAUGCACGCUCUGGUCCGGACAUGGCCUCUCGCAGAGCUCAACCUACAGUGGCUGCUGGGAAAGACAGCCGACUGUCAGGUGGACCUCACAUCACGCACCUGCCGGCUCUGCCUGGAGGGGAUUCUGACCGGCCUAAAGGAUUAUGCGCUGUCUCCUCAGAGUACUUAUGCCAAAUGCCUCCGUGUGGUAGACCUUACUGCCCUGAAAGACGUCGAGCACCAGGACUGUCCCUGCCGGUCCACCCUGGGUCGGUGGGCAAGAACACAUCUCCUGACCCAAAUGUGCUAUGAGACCAUGGUGGCCAUGCAAGCCGAUGACGUUUCCCGAUCUGCCUUCGAAGUAUCGAUCGACGUCCGUCUGAACGGCUUCGUCACAGGCCGCAACUACGAGGUCGUGGCUCAGGCAUUCCUCCUCCUCCGCUUCUGUCCGCUGAAGCUUCGUUUUGUCGGUUUCCGGGGCGAUUCCCUCUCUCUCAAGCAGCUCUUCUAUGUUCUGCGACUGGCACAGCCCGAGUCCAUCACAAAGCUGGAGGUGGUCCACAACGUUCCCCUGGAGGCCCCACACCUGGAGGUGCUGCUGUCCAGGGUGGAUUUCCCUAAACUACAGUCCCUGACCCUGCCAGCUGGGGCGCUGGAUGUUCGGAGGUUGGGUUCUGAUGAUGACGAUCUGUUCGCCACCAUCGGCAAACUGCUGGCCCAGCUGAGCAGCCUGACUGAGCUCUACGUAGGAUUCUCCACUCUUACUGGACACCUACGCCGACUGCUUAGUCCUCUCAACACUCCUCUGCAGUGCCUGGAGUUGGCCAACACCUGCCUGACCCGCGUGGACAUGACGUACCUGGCAAACAGCCUCCACAGUGAGGCCAUGGUCCGCCUCGACCUCAGCGGACAUGACAUCUUCGUCACUUUCUCCACUUCUUUCCACAAACUGCUCAGCCGUUGCUCGGCCACACUCGCCAGCCUGGCCCUUGAAGAGUGCAACAUCGAGGACGAGCACAUGGACGCCUUCACUAAUGCUCUGGCUUCCUGUCAGGCGCUGGAAGAACUCAAGCUCCUGGGAAACCCACUGACCUCUGCAGCCCUGCGGAGGCUGUUCUCCGUGCUAUCUGUAGGUUUUACUAAGUUGCGGUAUAUAGAGGUACCAGUUCCCCGCGAGUGUUACCCCGGGGAUGUCACUUUUCCUCUCGAUGAGUCAGUUCUACUGCGUUACAACAGGGAGUUGUUUCAGGAGGUCAAGGGUCAGUUGAUGGGCAUCCUGGAAGGAGGUGGUAAAGGAAGCGUGACAGUGUGCACCCCACUGACGGGGGCCUAUGAUCCGGACAUUAAUGAAACCAGCAACGAGUUGGGAGUGUCUAUGUUGAAAUCCCUUAACAGUGUGGUUGGGAACUUUAUAGGUGCCAUAAAUGACGUGGAUGAUAGGAGAUCACAGGCUCAGAAGGAUGAUUAAUGAUGGAUGAAGUGAACAAACUGACAGAGGAGGGUCAUAUUUAAUUUAGUGAUAUUGCCAGUACAGUUUGCUAGCAUACUGUAAUCACUGAAGGCCAAUACUGUGGUAAUAAAACUAGUGAACUAGAUCCGUUUGACUAGAUUAACAUCAUACAGGAAUUCAAUCACUGACUAUAUAUUAAAAAAAAAGGAUAUAUAUAUAUACAUAUAUAUAUAUAUAUGAUCCUAAUUUUCCUAUCAGUCCCUCCUAUAGUCUGUUGGCCACACAGAUGUAACUACUGAAGCAGUUAUGGUAGAUACAUGAAGUUUGCUCAAGGUAUUUUGUUACCUGUAUCUACUGUACAUGUUCUCAUGUCUAUAUUUUGGUUUAAAUGCUGUAUAUAACUGGAUUUGUAAAGGUAACCAUCAAAUGUGCAACAUGGGGUGAAUAUCUGUGAUUCUCUAUCCCAAUAAAUCAAAUCUUAAAUUA
Scophthalmus maximus (turbot) is the source of this 2052-nucleotide messenger RNA. RefSeq names its product leucine rich repeat containing 14B (gene lrrc14b). The record is from RefSeq and is a predicted model, not a curated record. Lineage: Eukaryota; Metazoa; Chordata; Actinopteri; Pleuronectiformes; Scophthalmidae. The transcript has 3 exons. Gene Ontology annotation, biological process: positive regulation of cell population proliferation; negative regulation of DNA-templated transcription; negative regulation of apoptotic process. The coding region runs from base 1 to 1584 and encodes 527 amino acids. Gene Ontology annotation, cellular component: cytoplasm.